Messenger RNA from Sturnus vulgaris (Common starling), 5979 nucleotides. NCBI's taxonomy places the organism in Eukaryota, Metazoa, Chordata, Aves, Passeriformes, Sturnidae. The record is from RefSeq and is a predicted model, not a curated record.
AUGGCGACCGGCUCCAUCCCGCCCUUCCAUAAUUGUGAAUUUUUGCUGUUGUUGUGCUGUUCUGUGCAGGGCAAGGUCCGUGCUGUGGCCGAGGGCUCCUGUGGCUGCUCCAGCCCCUCCCCAGGCUACGACUGCCACGAGUCCAGCAGGGCCUCCAGGAGCAGCCAGGCAAUCAUCAAAUAUUUGCAGGACCAAGGAGUUCUGAUCCUGCUCACAUCCUCAGCCUUGGCACGAGAGGAGGCUUCAAAGAAUCCCAAGGCUGGCAAGGAAUUCACUUCCAGGAGUGACAUCUCCUUAAAAAUCACCUCAGUGCUGCCUGGGCUCCGCUAUGCUUUGAGGAAAGCAGCCAAUUCCUCCUGGGAUAACACAGCAAUCCAGGAACACCUCCGGGAAUAUUCCAAAAGCCAGCAAAAAUCCCAACCCCACAACGUUCCCGUUCCAUGCCAGGAUGAAGGGAUUCAACCAUCCCAAAAAUUCCUGGGGCCAUCCCUGGCCCAGCUACGUCGUUACCUGGCCCAGCCCAGCUCUUACACCUUGGCCAUCCCAGCGGCCCUGCAGAGCAGGGAGGCAGCCAGGAAAAAACUCAACCCUGCUGCCAAAAAUUCGGCAUCAAGCUGCAGCCAGGCCAUGCUGAAACUGGCCAAGCUGCAGCUGCCACACGGCAGGAAAAGAGGUGAGAGAUGGGGGGAAAAAAUGGGGGGAAAAUGGGGAAAUGGGGUUGGAUUGCUGGUUGUCCUGCUCAGCCAGGAGUGUCCCAAGAGCUGCAGCAUCCAGAAAAAUCUCAGGGUUCCCUGUGAUGAAUUCCGGGGUGAAUUCCCUGCAGUCAUUCCCUUCUCUCUGUGCUCCAUUCCCAGCCCCUGGGAUCCCGAUCUCCCCGAUGACGUGGAGGGGAUGAAGCUGAUCCUGCACAUGUGGGUGGCUCUGUUCUACAGGAAGCCCAGCAAGCUCCUGAGCAGCUCCAGGAAAGUCGUGGAGCACAUCAAUCCCAAAAAAUUCGUCUCCAUCAACAGCUCCAGUGCCUUCCUGGAGCUCAGUGACGACAGCCAGGAUUGCUUUGGCUUCGAGACGAGUCCUGCAGACUCUGGCUCAGAUCCUGAGCAGACUCCCAGCCCUUCCCUGGGUCCCAAUUCCUUGGAUCCCAGCCCCUCUCUGGAUCCCAAUUCCUUGGAUCCCAGCCCCUCUCUGGAUCCCAGCCCUUCCCUGGAUCCCAGUUCCUCUCUGGAUCCCAGCACUUCCCUGGAUCCCAAUUCCUUGGAUCCCAACUCCUCUCUGGAUCCCAGCCCUUCCCUUGAUCCCAGCCCUUCCCUGGAUCCCAAUUCCGUGGAUCCCAGCCCCUCUCUGGAUCCCAGCCCUUCCCUGGAUCCCAAUUCCUUGGAUCCCAGCCCCUCUCUGGAUCCCAGCCCCUCUCUGGGUCCCAGUUCCCUGGAUCCCAGCCCCUCUCUGGGUCCCAGUUCCCUGGGUCCCAGCCCCCUUUCCCAGCCGCAGAUCGCUGUGGGUUCCCGGCCGGGCACGGACGGAGCUGUGGCCAGCUCGGUCUCCUCCUCCUCCUCGGUGUUCUCCUCCUCGGGGGAGCUGCCCCAUGAGGAGGAGGAGGAGGAGCCUUCCUCCCCCAGCUGUCGGCAGGGUUCCAGGGACGCUGGGGCCGAGGCGGGCAGGGAGCAGGAGGCUCCCCAGGAUCACCCGCACCCCGAGGAUGAGGAGGGGAUGGGAGGCUCCGGGCAUUCCCUGGGUGCCGAUCCCUGCGAUCCCACGGGCUCGGAAACGAAUCCUGGAGGAGCCACUGAGGAAAGGGAGCGAGGCCAGGAGCCCCCUGAGCGCUCCGGAAAAGAGGAGAGGGAGAAGGAGGAGGAGAAGGAGGAGCUGGAGGAUGAAAUGCCCUUCCUGGGCCCUGUGGAUUUGGUGCUGUCCGAGAGCAGCGAUGCCGAGAUGGAAUCUGAGCACAAUCCGGGCAGUUCGGUGACUCCAGAGGAGCCGGCUGCUCCUGAACACGAGCCCGUGCCCAGCCCCACCUCGCUGGCAUCGCCGUGUCCCCACAGAUCGUCCCCAGCUGUGUCCCACGGGGCUGGGCCUGACCCUGGGGACACCUCACCCAACCAGGACGGGCUCCCAAAUCCCCGGGAUGUUCCGGACACGCCGGAUCCAGAGACCAGCAGCGCUGGAGUGGCCGGACCAGCCGAGCUGGGGACACCCCACGGGGACAGUCCUGGCAGCGUUCCAGACAGCCCAGCACACCCCGGGAAACUCCGGGAGCCUGCCGGGAGCACGGAGAGUCCCCGCGGGCCGGGAUCGACCCUGAGCCUGUCCCCACACCCCAGCUCGCCGUGCCUGGGCCCUCCCCAUGGAUCCCUGCACCCCGGGGCUGCUCCGGAGGAUCGGCACAAGGACAGAGGCCGGGCCGAGGCUGAUCCCGAGGAGUCAGAGCCAGGGGGGCACGGGGCUGUGGUGGAAGAGCAGCAGGGGAGCCCCCAUGCCCAGUGCAGGGAGGAGCUGGGUGAUGCCAUGGGGACACGGGAUGGCCGGGACUCGCCCUUGCCCUGCACGGACACGGGAGGUGACUGCAGGGCUGAGCACAGGGAGGAUGAGGCAGAGAAUUCCCCUGGGAAUGACACAGAGAUCCCUGUCUGUCACCUCCUGGAGUCAGAGCCCCCCUCCUCCAGCAGGGAGGAGAUCUCAGCCAUCGAGGAGCUGCCCAGGCAGCACCAGAACAUCCCAAACACCACCAGAGACUCAGCUCAGAACAUCCCCAACAUCCCCAGGGACUCAGAUCAGAACAUCCCAAAAAUCCCCAUGGACUCAGCUCAGAUCAUCCCAAACAUCCCCAGGGACUCAGCUCAGAACAUCCCCAACAUCCCCAGGGACUCAGAUCAGAACAUCCCAAAAAUCCCCAUGGACUCAGCUCAGAUCAUCCCAAACAUCUUCAGAGACUCAGACUCAGCUCAGAUCAUCCCAAACAUCCCCAUGAACUCGGCUCAGAACAUCCCAAACAUCUUCAGAGACUCAGACUCAGCUCAGAACAUCCCAAACACCACCAUGGACUCAGGCUCAGCUCAGAACAGCUCCAUGGACUCAGACUCAGCCCAGACCACCCCCAUGGACUCAGGCUCAGCCCAGACCACCCCCAUGGGCUCGGUCUCAGCCCAGACCACCCCCAUGGGCUCGGUCUCAGCCCAGACCACCCCAGGCAGCCCCGGAGCUCGUGCCCGAGCCUGUCCCGCGGUUGUGGCCGUGCGGGACUCGGUGCUGUGCCGUCUCUGGAAGCCGGGCCGGGCCGGGGGAGCUGCCCAGCUCAGCGUGGCUGCCUGGAGCCUGGAUGGCUCCUUCCAUCCCAGCUUCUCCCAGGAGCUGAUCCAGCCCCCAGCUCCCUGCUCCCCCCGGGAUGUCCCCAGGAGCCCGGCUGGGGAUGCCGGGGGAAGCCCUGCAGAGGAGCCCUUUCCCCCUGAGGAUCUGGAAGCUGGCAGCAUUCCCAGCCCUGCCCCUUUCCCAGGCCCGGAAUGUCCCCUGUGUGAGCCCUGGGAUGUGUGUGAGCACAACCCCGAGGAAUCCCCGGCAUUCCCUGAUCCCGACUGUGCCGAGGUGGGAGAGGGAGAAAUUCCCGCUCCUCCCAUUCCAGCAUCACCGUGGGAUGAGCACGGGGAUCCCUCCGGAGAAGCCCUGGAGCUCAGUGAUGCCGAGGGUGUCUCACACGUGCUCCCAGCAGAGGACACACAUGAGGGCUUGGCCUUUGAAGAUCCCUUGGAGAAUUCCUUUGGUGACUCCGAGCAGGAAUAUUUUGAGGGCAAUUCUCGCUCCUCGUUUCCAAGCAGGAGCUGCUGCAUCGUGAGAUCCGUGGACGCUGCCGGAGCAAGGACUAAGCGGGACAGCUCGUCCAGGAGCUCGCUGCACUCCCAGGACUGGGACUGCCACAUGCCCAGGGAUUCCAGGAGCUUUGUGGUCACCAGGCAGUGCCAGGAGAGGAUGGAGAAUUUCCCCCUUCCCAAAAGGCGCGGCCACCGUGCCCAGGAACGUCACCUGGGGCGGUCCCUGCUGGGGAGCUGGCGGGGCUUGGAGGAGAUGACGCAGAGCACGUUGGACAUGGAGUGUCUGCGCUUCCAUCACAAGCUGAAGGAAAUCCUGAGGAGCGGCAAACCCUCCUUUUCUACCUCCAAGAGCAUCUUCCCCACCGCCCCCGUCCCGCUGUCCCCACGCAGCAGGAGCCCCUUGCAGGUGACAAUUCCGCCCUCGGACACGUGGCCGGGGGAGCUGCAGCGGCCCAGGGAGUUUUGGGCCAGCAGGAGGAGCAGGUCCCGGGCCCGGAGCCGCGAUCCCAGAGCUGCCCUUCACCUUGGGAAGCUGCGCUGCGAGCACACAGCGCCCGAGCCGCGCGGGGACAUCAGCGGCAUCCUGGACGAGUAUUCCCAGUUCCACAGGGUGCUCCUGGCCACGCCUGAGGCCACCAGGGACCCCCCAGCGCUGGGAGAGGCCGGCAAAGGCCGGGCUGGGAUGGGCCAGCCCAGCAGGGUGGGGCCAGCAGCGAUGGUGGCCGAGCUGUGCGGGGCCCUGCGCUCCCAACUGCGCCGCGUGGCUGCCAGGACACGGCCCGGAAUGUUCUACCUGCUGGAGACCGCCAAGGAGCCCUUCUUCGACACCGUGAAGGCCCUGCUGAAGGCAGAGGGGUUUGUGAGGACGGAGCCCCCGAAUUUCUGCGGAGCCAAAGGCGAGGACAGCGAGCGGCUGCUGGUGAUCGUCAGGAACCAGGACAUCUCCUCCCACAUCCACACUGUGCCCUGCCUGCUGCAGCUGAAGCUCUGUCCCAGUGUGGUGUUUGCUGGUGUGGAUGAUCCCCAGGAUGUGACAAGUGACACAUUCCAGGAGCUCUUCCAGGCUGGAGGCUUCGUGGUGUCUGAUGAGGAGCUGCUGGAGAGGGUGACCCUGGGCCAGCUGCAGGACGUGGUGAAGGUUCUGGAGCAGCUCAACAGGAAUGGGAGGUGGAAGUGGCUCCUGCACCACAGGGAGAGCAAAAAGCUCAGAGGAGACCUCAGGGCCGAUGCCGAUGCCCAGAGGAAGCGGCUGCUGCUCCGCUGGUGCCAGGGGGAGGAGCUGCUGGAGCUGCUGCCCUUCCACGGCUGCGACUCCGGCCCGGCUCCCGAAUGGCGGCGGGUGCAGUGCCUGCAGGAGCUGCACGUGCAGCACAUCCACGCCAGGUUCGCCGUGUUUCUCACAGAGAAUCCCGGCAGCAGCAGCAGCAGGGAAAUCCUGGAAAGCAAAGGAAUUCUCGUGGCUGACAUCAACACCUUCCUGGGGACGGUGCAGAAAGUGGCUGCUCCCUUUAGAAGAAGUUACUGGUGACAAAGCGAGGACGCGAGGACACAGCUCCUCCCCAGGCCCUGUGACACCAGUUUGGGCAUCCCAGUCCUGCUGGGAACAUCCCCACACUCAUCCCAGUGGAUCCCCACACUCAUCCCAGUGGAUCCCAGCUGCUCCUGGGGGUGGGGGAAGGUCGGUUUAAGCUCUGUACAGAAAUUUUAUUUAAAGGUGGGAAAUGCAAAUCCUCGGGGGAUUCAUUCCCUGCCGUCCUGCCUCCCACGGGGAGGGUUCUUCUAACGGUACAGGUAAAUUAUUGGAGUGGCUCCAGGUCUCUGGUGGAGCUGCUGUUGGAACAGACAAAUUAAUUUCCUAAAAUGGACUUGAAGGUUAAGGAAUGAGGAUAAAUAAACAACGUGGUUUUUGCUGUCCAGGCCCACACUACAUUUCAGCUCAUCCCUGCUGCUUCGUGGUACCAGAUCCCUGCUGGGACAUUCCAGCACGUGGAGUCCUUGUAAAUACAGGAAGCUGGGAUGCAGGAACAAAUAAGCUCUUAUUUAUGGGAGGAAAAGCCCCAUUCCCAACCCAGCUCCACAGGGCAGGGGCGUCCUUUGAGUUCUUUUUAAAUCCCAGACUGCCAGGCCGUUGUGUACAGGAUGACUUUGUAAAGAGUUUGAUUAAUAAAACCUCCAAAAUAAC